This is a messenger RNA of Mizuhopecten yessoensis (Yesso scallop), 3936 nucleotides long. RefSeq names its product organic cation transporter protein-like. The record is from RefSeq and is a predicted model, not a curated record. The transcript has 4 exons. Gene Ontology annotation, molecular function: transmembrane transporter activity. The annotation marks the transcript as partial. Lineage: Eukaryota; Metazoa; Mollusca; Bivalvia; Pectinida; Pectinidae. Gene Ontology annotation, cellular component: membrane. Gene Ontology annotation, biological process: transmembrane transport.
AUAAAUAAUUAUACCUGAUAAAUAAACCAUUAAAAAUCGGUUCUUUUUCAAAAUUUGGCGAGGAAGAAAUGAUGGUUGCAGUCCAUGGAAGAAAACAAGAACUAAACGAUUGAAAUUAAACUCUUUCUGGCCUCAUUGUUAUUGGAUAGCGCAUAGAACUAUAUAUAGAGAGAAAUAAAUUGUCAUUACUGUUUUCUUUAAAAGGGUUUCAUAGAUGUCAAAGCAAUAAAAUGUGGCAAACCAUUCAUCGUUUCAAUAAGAAUAGCAAUUUUCUAUAAAUAGGUGGAUUUGUUUGCAUAUAUUUGUACCAGACACGACAGGAUAACGUACUCGAAAAAAGUAAUUUCCGAGUUAUACGCUUUAAUUUUGAAAGUUCAACCCCAGUCAAUCGAUAAACAAGCAUGGGCGAAUAACAAGUCUAUAUAUAUAACACAGCGAACUUUGCAAAUUCAAAAGAUAGGGCGUUUUAUUGAUUUUGCAGUAUAAAUGUCUGUCGGAAUAACAGCUUUUUAUUUUGCAGUUAAAACGCCAACUCUAUCAGCUGCUACUUUGAACUACCGGUGUUUUCUUAAACAAAUUGUGAUCAAUAGUUCUAUCAUUGUCUUUUACAAAGAAGCGCAUCAAAUAUAUCGGUACACAAUCUAACCUUGAAGACAUUUAUGGAUGAAUAAUUUACUUGCAUUAAUUAAUGCUAUAAAAUGUAAGGUUUGACUGUUAUAAUGGAGAUUUAUUUUGCUUGAAUUUAUGUGCUUGAUCAAAUUUAUUAUCAGAAAUCUGAAUGAAAAUGUUAUCGGGAACAAAAAGAAACAUGAAAUCCUUGCCAUUAUUUAAUUGCUUUGUUAUCCAUUAAAUCUGUUUUUUGACUUUUAACAAAAACUCAGUUACUAUGGUAGAUUUAUUGGUUAUUCACAAAGGAAGUGAAGUUGAAUUGAAGUUUCUGAUUUUGAAAAGUUGAUAGGCGUGACUUUUGAAAAAGGUAAGGUAUCUCGCUGUAAAAAUGGAAACCCCAGUUCCGUGAUCGUGUUGUUGAUAAAAGGGCGCAAUAUCAACGGUAAGUAACUGUUAUAUUUUAUGUCCUUCCGCUGUACCUCAGGAACUAUUCCAUAUUACCUUUCAAAGGUUUCAAUACCCAGGCACAUAUCCUCGUUUGAAAAAUAUAAUAUAAAUGUCACGAGAGGAAUCACAUUAAAGACGAACGAUCUUAAAAAAAAGACUCCAAGAAUAUUCAGUUCCAAAAACAAAUCUAAUAAUGAACAUUGAAAAUCAAGUGAGGACAUAAUGCCUGUUUGGUGGGGGUGUCGUUAAUCGCGUAUCGUUCACAAUAUACAUAACGAUCACAAUUGCAACUUCUACUGCAAAAUUAACUUAUCACAGUUGAGAAAAACCUAAGGUGUGCAACAUAAAAUAUUUCUGUAAUGGUCGUUGUUUUCGCCUGUUGCCUAUUAUAUUGAUUUCUAAUUAAUUUAAUUAAGAUGAGAAAUUACCCCUAAAUAGUUCCUGAAGAACAGUUAUACACAAUCGUGGCUAAAAUAAACUCGUUUUUGUGAACAUUGAAGUAUUUUUAUAUGCAAAAUGUGUUUAUGCAAAUCAUCAUGAAACUACUUUUAUAUUUUCCAGAUAUCAUCUCCAUAUCGCCUUCUACCCUAGCCAAUGCCUCCAAAAGACCAACGGAUAACAUGUUUAAGAUAAUUAAUUCUUUAGAGUUUUGUAUGGUCUAAUGCCAAAUAAGUCCGUUAGUCGUAUGCUUAUAUAUCAUUAAUUGUCGCCGCUAGUUUACUACAAUUCCCAAGGAAAGUUUGAGUCAGUAACCAAGGGAGUUAUUCCUGUGAUCAAUGGUACCGAUAACAUACAAUACCGGUUAGUGUGUGUAUUGCCUAAUGUAAAUUGCAGGCUGUUUGAAUCAAAUGUAAAACAAGAAAAUCGAUGACAAACCAGCCAUAUUUGCUUGAGCUGUGAAGGUUUAUUGUACCCCAUUUGUUCUGACAGACUUUAAGUGUAAUGCCUGGUAUUGCAUCAAUGCUGUAAUAUAGAAACAUAUCCUGAUGUACUGGUGAACUUCGUAACAGAAUGAAACGUGUACAUUACGAAACUUUAGCCGCAUUGUAAACUUGAUGGAAAUGGAAUGUUUUAACUUACUUUUGUAUAUUUCUUCUUAUGAUUUCGAAUGUUCUUUAAACUGUAUUAAGCUUUUUUAUACAUCACUUAUUUGAGGCAUUCCUUAUUUAUUCUUUGCCUUGUUUCUGUCACAUUUGCGCUGUCUCAGUGGUGUUAUUGCUCGCCAAACAUUGUAUUAUCUCCUGUAAUAAAUUGGAGAGUUUCUGCGUGCUUUCUUCUAAUGUAUAACAUAAUUCAACGCAUCAUCUUCAACAAAACAAUAUCGAUAUUUUGAAGUAAAAAUAUUGCUUGCUUGAACUUUCAGAAUAAUCUUAUAGAUAGGUGUUACAAUAGUAACUUUCAGGAAUCUAACCUCUUAAACCUUUUUUAAAGGUAUUUCAAAAUUGAAUUUAGAUUCGAAUUCUUAUGUCACUUUAAUUUUCAAACUUAGUCGAAAAUUGUCAGAUUUAGUCGUGUUAUGAAUAAAAUACACCAUUAGGUUAAAUAAAAGAUGUCUUUAUAGGUGGCUCAGUAAAAACAAUAGACAGCAUUUUUCACGUUUUAGUAAUAUCGUGAAAAUCUUAUCAAUCCAUCGUAAGAUUUAGUGUACUUGAUGCUAAUACGCGAUAAAUAGAUAUAUACAAAUCAUCAGACAAACACUUUCAAUACUUAGAGAAUACAUUGUUAAAAGACAUUAUUUGAAUUCAGUAUACAUCGCCCUUACUCUGUCGAACAAUUCAAAACAUCAUAUAUUUUAUUAGCAGUACAUUUAUUCCGCAAACACAAAUGAACCUCUGUGGACACAUGACCGAUUAGACCUCGCGUUGUUUUUCGAAGGUGACCAGUAUGACGUAAGAAGCCUUGGUGUUUGUAAACCCUGCUGACAACGAUACUGCCGACCCCUCCCUGUGUCCAUUCCCCGGCAUCCAAUUACAAUACCCAUGGUCCAUCAGUGGUUACGAGAUAAAACCUAAUCAGAGUCUCUUCUAUAGAGCAGUUAUGUGCUGUUAGGAAAAAUUGUUCCCAUUACACUUUCUUAAGCGUUCUGGCUGCAUGUAUAUGUCCUAGGUUUAUUCCUGAAUCGCCACGAUGGUUGAUCAGCAAGGGGCACUACGAGGCCGCCGAGGUGAUUGUCAAGCGUGCAGCGGAAGUGAACAAAACAACAGUUCCCGAUAAGAUGUUCGACGCUAACUCCGUGGAAAAAGUGAAAGAGGGCCACUUGUGGCAUCUGUUUAUGUCUAAGACCCUCUUCUUCAGGACCAUCAUCAUAUUCUUUAAUUGGAUGGUGAUCAGCAUGAUGUAUUACGGUGUGACCAUGCACUCUGGCAAUCUGGGAGGCAACUUUUUCCUUAAGUUCUUUAUCCUUGCUGUGGUGGAGUACCCUGCCAAUGGUUCAACAAUAUUUCUUCUCAACGCUAUGGGCCGGCGAAAGCUCUUGUCAUUGUGUAUGAUGGUUGGAGGAGUUGCCUGUAUGUGCACUAUUUUUACUGUUCUAUAUGGAGGAGAAGAGCUGGAACCGCUUACCCUUGGGCUGGCCGUGAUUGGGAAGAUGGGCUCGGCAGCUGCCUUCGGUGUUGUUUAUGUAUAUUCCAUGGAGUUGUACCCUACCGUUGUCAGGAACGGCGGAAUGGGAGCCAGCUCUUGUGUUGCAAGAAUAGGAGGCAUGAUGGCUCCAUAUAUUGCUCAAUCUGGAGAACUGAUAGGAGGUAAAUUUGGACAAGCCUUCCCAUUGGGUAUAUUUGGUGCAUCCUCAAUCACUGCAGGACUGUUAUGCUUGCUACUGCCGGAAACACUAGGGAGGAAACUUCCAGAAACCAUCGAAGACGGUGAAAACUUUGGAAA